Molecule: messenger RNA, 935 nt
Organism: Lingula anatina
Lineage: Eukaryota; Metazoa; Brachiopoda; Lingulata; Lingulida; Lingulidae
Product: acyl-CoA 6-desaturase-like
Biological process (GO): lipid metabolic process
Cellular component (GO): membrane
Molecular function (GO): oxidoreductase activity, acting on paired donors, with oxidation of a pair of donors resulting in the reduction of molecular oxygen to two molecules of water
Source: RefSeq, a predicted model, not a curated record
GAACCUUUUAUAGCAUUCCAUAAUGAUCUUUCUCACCCAAAAAAAUUCCUCAAGGCUCUCCAUGUGGGAACACUAGCACUCUCAGAGAAACAAACCAAAGAUAUCGUGGAAGAUUUUGAAGAAUUAAGAAAGAAAGCAGAAAAAAUGGGCCUCUUCCAACCUAGUUAUUUUUUCUUUGCUGUGGUUUUGCUACAUAUAUUGAUACUGGAGGCACUUUCAUACUUAAAUAUGUGGUAUUUUGGAACUGGAUGGAUACCUUGGAUUGUGUCUGUUGUUCUGUAUUCCACUGUUCAGGCUCAGGUAGGCUGGCUGCAGCAUGACUUUGGGCACCUGUCAGUGUUUAAGAACAGUAAAAUUGACCAUGUUCUGCACCAGUUUACCAUGGGGUUUAUUAAGGGUGCAUCUGCACAUUGGUGGAACCACAUGCACUAUCAACAUCAUGCAAAACCAAAUGUGAUGGGUAAGGACCCUGAUGUCAGGCUGGAGGAGUUAUUUGUGGUUGGUGAGACUAUGCCUGUUAAGAUUGCAAAGAAAAAGAAAAAUUCCAUGCCGUACAAUCUGCAACACAAGUAUUUUUUUGUCAUUGGACCACCCCUGCUCUUCCCAGUGUACUUUCAGAUAAUGCUGUUCAGACACAUCUUCACCAGAAAAAAGUGGCUGGACCUCUUCACUGUAUCAUUGUUCUUUGCAAAGCUAUUUUACCUGUAUACCCCACUGUUAGGCGUCGGAGGAACCAUUCUGUUUUAUUUUACAAUAAGAUGUGUAGAAAGUCAUUGGUUCACUUGGGUUACUCAGAGUAACCACAUUCCUAUGGAGAUUGAUGAGGACAAGGAGGAGCCAUGGAUGCCACUCCAGAUGCAUGCAACAUGCGAUGUGGAGCAGUCAUUUUUUAAUGAUUGGUUUACUGGACAUCUCAACUUCCAGAUAGAACACCA